GACGUCAUCUCGCCAUUUUCAGAGACCGCAUGCGACCCGAACUUGAUUCCAAGGUGCUUGUGCCAGUCGAAAGCUCCCUUGCUAGCCACCGAGACGUGAUCAUGCACCCUGUGGCCGGUGACCGUCUAUGAUGCGUACAAAGGAGUAUCGAGGGCGCUUGUCGACUGGCUGUGAGGCCUGCAGGACGCGACGCGUGAAAUGCGACGAGGCUAGACCAGUGUGUGCACGAUGUCUCCGGGCUGGUCUCCACGAACAAUGUCGAUACAGGGACUUGUUAGAGAUAUCCUUUCGCAACGAGAGCGUGGAAACUGCCAACAAGGCGAAGAAGAAGUGGAGGACAAGGGCUAAGGCGUUCUGUUCCAAGGACGCAGACUUCGACACUGUCGACCAGGAAGCUGCCAGUCAAGAUGGCGGUUCCCCAAGUACGAGUAUCGUGUCGUCGCGCCAGUCGACUCCAUCGCUGACUGUGCCACUGCGUGACAACAUCGUGGACGCGGCAAUCAGCCGCUUUUUCUUUGACUACGUCUUGCAAGAUGAGUGGGACGGUCGACCCGUCGGCAUCUGGGACUAUGUACCCCGGAUUCUUUCGCAUUCACCAACCGCAUGCAGUCUGCGGGAAGCCAUGUACGCCGUUGCACUAGCCAACUUCGACAGACGCACGCAUUUCGUCAUUGAGGGAAAUAAAAUGAACAUGGAAAGACAUUAUGGCAACGCUCUGAGACUUGUGGGGAAAGAAAUUGAAGAUGCAUCUACUUCAUCCUCCGAGCAACUGCUCAUCGCCGUGCAAAUCUUGGGCGUUUACGAGCAAAUGUCAACAGGAGGGAACAAUCCGACCUUCAUGCAGGCACAUGCGAAUGGGCUUGCCGCCCUGCUCAAGAACCAUGACAUACCAAUCGUCGAGAACGACUAUCGUUGGCGCAUGUAUCAAAGCAUCAAUGUGCAGUUGCUGACGACAAGCUUGAGGCUAGGCAUUCCUUCAUUUAUACCUUAUGCUCGAUUGAAGAGCUUUUACGAAGAGUCUCCAUACUCGAUCGUACAUGCGACAGGCCUCGUGCACAAAGCUGUCGAUCUCUUGGCUUUAUGGAACGCGUAUCAAUCGUCCCAGUUCGGAACAGCACGGGCAACUCCUGAUACCGGCGAUGGCGAAGAAGAGCAGACUCCUUUGCUUUUGCGGCUCAUUGACAUGGACAUGGCUUUUGAUGCCUGGGAGGAUAACGUGCCCGCAGUCGCAACCUUCUUUACGUACGAAACGUCGGCAACCUCAGCGCAGCCAAAAUGGCUUCAGCACCUAAUGACUCAUCCGGGGGCGCCUCGGUAUUCGCACACAUACAAGAACCUCGCAGUCAUCUAUACGUGGAGCAUGUGGCGCAUGACACGGAUGCGGGUUGCCCAUGUUUUGUUGACGGCAGGUUCAAAAGUACCUCAUGCGGACGCAAGAAGAUACAGACUGACGAUCGAGCGCAUGGCAACCGAUGCAUGCCGCUCCAUAUUGCCCAUCUUCUCGAUGCGCGUCGAAUCAAAGCCAUUUGCUGGAAGUAUAGACGAGGUUUGCGGCUUUCGCCCGUACCUAGCCACGCUACCUCUCAGCAUGGCUAAAGAGACGUUGCGCGAGCUUCCUCCAACCGCGGAGAGGUGCAAUACAAUGGCGUGGAUUGAGGACGUGCUUGCCUUUUCCAUCAAAACGUUCCAUAAAAAUCGACCUGCCGGAUUCAUGAUUUCGACGUGACUCAACCAAGUAGCAAAGGCUUUGUCAUGAGUGCAUCGCGGGCUUGAUCAACUCUGAUGAACGCUCCACAUAUCGCACGCAGUGGUGGCAGGACACAAGCGACAGGAUGGGAGCGUGAGAAUUGAGGCCAUUCGUAUUCCGCGAGAGCAUGAAGAUUGCAAUCUGCAGCUAAGAUGCAACGGCAUGUACGUCCUGAGAACAAGCACGUAUUAUAGUUUUGCACAGAUCUGCAAGAAAUUCAACGAAGGACGUUCGUUUGCUCCCGCUAGCCGAAGCUUGGCCUGGAGAAAACGGAAAGGGGUUGGUGCCUGACCAAUCAAACAUGAGGGAUCGGCGCUCACAACUGCCGAUUGUGGUCAUCAC
Verruconis gallopava is the source of this 2089-nucleotide messenger RNA. RefSeq lists its product as uncharacterized. Lineage: Eukaryota; Fungi; Ascomycota; Dothideomycetes; Venturiales; Sympoventuriaceae. Gene Ontology annotation, molecular function: DNA-binding transcription factor activity, RNA polymerase II-specific; zinc ion binding. The coding region runs from base 128 to 1726 and encodes 532 amino acids. The transcript has 4 exons. The record is from RefSeq and is a predicted model, not a curated record. Gene Ontology annotation, biological process: regulation of DNA-templated transcription.